GUCAAUUGUACAAAGAAGCUUCGUUAAAACAAACCUUCUUGAUUACCUGGGAGACUUGCCAGGAAAAACAUGGCAGGUUUAGACAAAGAGUUGUUGAAAAUCACUGAACUCAUCGAGAAAAGCACCAUAAUUGAAGAAAGAAAUCCUGCCCGAUACCGUCUAAAACUGAUUACACAUGAUUUGGCUCCGUCGGACCCAUACAGAAAAAUGACCUUUGGGGAGAGAGACUUGAAGAAACCUCAUAAAAUCCUUCUGAUGGUUGGAGAAACAGGAACAGGAAAAACAACCCUCAUCAAUGCUGUAGUCAACUACAUGUUGGGCGUAAAGAGAGAAGACAAGGUUUGGUUUGAGAUUACAGAUGAUCAGGGUCACCAAAAGUCAGUGCACAGUCAGACCUCCAUCAUCACCGUUUAUGGGUUUUAUCUAAAAGAGAGUGAAACCGAUUUAACAAUCAUUGACACGCCGGGAUAUGGAGAAACUAGAGGAGUUGACCUUGAUAAGAAGAUUGCCAUAAGUUUACACAGCCUGAGUAAAUCAGCAGAAGGGGUUCGUGAAAUACAUGCUGUGUGUCUGGUGAUUAAAGCAACGCAAAAUAAACUCUCGGACAGACAGCAAUAUAUAUUUGAUGCUGUCCUUUCUUUAUUUGGAAAAGAUGUUGCUGAAAACAUCGUCUUGCUCUUCACACACUCAAACGGAGCUCCACCAAAAAAUGCGCUGAAGGCCGUUAAAAGAGCUAAAAUCAAGUGCGCGGUAAACGAAAAGAAGAAGCCGGCGUAUUUCCUGUUUGACAACUGUCAGUCAGAAGUCUUUGAGGAAGAGUAUGAAAAGAUGCACGAAAAAUCAUGGGAUCUCAGUCAUAGUGGAAUUACAGAAUUUUUUAAGUUUCUUGAAAACAUGAAACCAAAAACCUUACACAUGACUCAAGAGGUUUUGAAGAAGCGGAAGCAGCUGGAGGCGAAUGUCUCCAAUCUACAGCUGCGUAUUGAAGCGAUGGACCAAAAGCAAAAUGAGCUGAAAGAAACUCAAGAAGCUCUGGAGAAGAACAGGAAAUAUGUAGAAGAUAAUAAUGACUUUGAGUAUGAAGUUGAAGUUUCAUAUAAGGAGAAGGUUCCUAUCAGUUUAGAAUUUUGGCACUUGACUAAAGAGGCGACCUGCUGCAGCGUCUGUGAGGAGAACUGUCAUUACCCAGGAUGCUGGUGGGUCAUAAAUCUCUCAUGGUGUAGCGUGAUGAGAAAGAAUCACUGUACAGUGUGCACUAAAAGAUGCCACUACAGCAAACACGUCAAAGAAGCCAAAAUAUACGAGGCAAAGACAAGGACAGAGAAGAGGACGUAUGAAGAUUUAAAGAAGGAAUAUGAAGGUAAGAUCGGAGACGAUGUGUCUUUGGUGAAGAAACUGGAAGAAGAACUGCAUGAAUUAGAAAAAGAGAAAAUAAUGCUGUUAAAUGAAGCGUAUUACUCUGUGGAAACUCUGGAGACCAUCGCGCUCAACACUGACUCUCUGCUCACACUCCUGCACAUUGACUUUCUGAUUGUGAAGUUGAAGGAAAUCAACGAGCCUCAAAAGGCCGAAACACUGGAGAACAUCAAGAAGAGAGCGGGAGAAGACAACGCUGAUGGAUUGAAUUACAUAAAAGGACUUCAGCAAAAAUAACAUAUAUCGAAAAUUAAAGAAUUCAAGUUCCUUUUUCUUUUAGAUUUAAACUUGACUAGAUUUAAACAUCCCCAGUUCCUGUGAAUGCGUUCCUUUUUCGUAUUUUACAUAGAUUUCAUGUAAAUGGUCUUUUUGCUUUUAUUGCUUAACAUCUGUUUCUAGCCUGAUUCUCACUGUUUGCGCAUUUUGUGUGUUUAUUAAAUACACGUUUCCAUUUUAUUUUCCCAUUUUAGGAUUUAUUAUUAAAUUAGGUAUUAAAUAAUUAUUAUAUAUUUUUAAAACUGUUGGUGUUUUUACAUGUCAAAAUCCAUAUUGAGUUCUUGUACAAUUUCCCCAAGUAAUCUUCUGAAUUCUGGUUUCUAUGAUUAAAAUGUUCUUAGAGCACUAUAUAUUGCAUCAAUUGCAAAUAAUACAGAUUUCAAUAAUAUAAGUCUACUCUAUAUAUGUUUUAUUAAUAUUUCAUCCAAAUCCUGCCCUUUUAUGUCAUCACGCACUACAUUAGCUACAUUGGAGCAACAAGUCGCACACCAUGAAGUAGGUAAGGAAAAGAAUGGAUGUGAAUUGUAAGAGAUUUCAGUCGUAAUCUAUGACUGAGUGUGUGUUUUGACACCACAUACACUGUAAAAAAAGUUUUGUAAAAAAAGGAUGCGUUUUCUGAAAUGCUUCAUUUUAUAUCUGUCUGCCUAGACAUUUCUUUUCAGCUUUUCUGAACUGGCAGACACAAGAAACCAAAUUAAAAGCAACAAGAAAGA
This is a messenger RNA of Puntigrus tetrazona (Sumatra barb), 2405 nucleotides long. RefSeq lists its product as uncharacterized. NCBI's taxonomy places the organism in Eukaryota, Metazoa, Chordata, Actinopteri, Cypriniformes, Cyprinidae. The coding region runs from base 70 to 1653 and encodes 527 amino acids. The record is from RefSeq and is a predicted model, not a curated record. Gene Ontology annotation, molecular function: GTP binding. The transcript has 3 exons.